AUGUACUUGUCCCAGCUAUCGAUUUUGGCUGUUGGACCUCUAACACUGUACGAGGAAAACCAUUUCUACCCAAGCGCAGCUGUCGCCGCGUGUCUUCACGCGCCGCCGUUCGACGCACAAGAAGCAUCUGUAUUCGUCUCGCAAGUACGCAAUCCGCCGCUUCUUGCACUCCGUACCUCCCCAUUUGCAAUUUCCGCCGUUAAUUUAGCCUCAGUUCAGCAAAGAACGGAAGAAGAAAACUCUGAGGUAGUGGAUAUUUCCGACGAUGAAGAUUUUCCAAUACAACCGAACGAUUUACCAGUUACGCUGAAGUGCGAGAGUUUGGAUUAUGAUUUUCCACCGGAAAACACAAGCGCAAGGCCUGCGAAUGAAAAUGUGGCAAGCUCAUCUGGGUCCAAUUUAAGGUCAUCUUUUCUGGGGAUGGGAUUUAUGCCGGCUCUUGUCGACAAAGCAAUCGAGGAACAUGGUGAAGAGAAUGCUGAGUUACUCUUGGAGACACUCUUUGCAUAUUCUAAUCAUCAGCAACCAAAGCCAGAACCAUUUCAUGAUGGCUUAUCCAGCAGCAGCAGUGAUGAUUUAACUGCAAAACAUCACGUAAAGGAGGAACCUGAUACGGGCAGCCCUACUGAUGGGAAAAAAGAAUCUUUGUUAAAAAUGAAUUUCACUGUGGAUGAAGUUGAGCUUGCUAUGGAUAGACUUGGUAAACAUGCUGCUGUUGGUCAACUAAUGGACUUUAUUUUUGCUACUCGGAUGGCCAAGAAGUAUGAGAAAGACGCAUCUAAUAUAAUACCUGGAGGCGAGGAAAGUGAAAAGGAUUGCAGUAAUGAGGUGUUAUUUGGUGUCAUGGAAAAGACGCUUCAACUACUUGAAAUGGGCUUUUCGGAGAAUGAAAUAUCGACAGCGUUUGAGAAAUGUGGCUCAGAAGCACCUCUCCCCGAGAUCGCGAACUCGAUCGUUGACCCUACUUACCAGUAUCGGCCUCCAAAAAGAAAAUCGGUAGAGCCCCUUCUCGACUUGUUAAUCAUCAAAACCGAGGAACACAGCGACAUCACAUCCUAUGUCGGGAGUUCCGACUCGCUUGGAAAAUCAAAGCGCAAGAUUCCGAGAACGCAGCUCGUCGAUGAACCAAACGAUUUCCGGGACCCAAAGGAAGAAUUCGCCGAGGAGACCGCCAGCUCUGCCAGCCAGACAUGGCUCGAAGCACCAAAAGGCAACCUCCCCGCCUCGUCCGCUAUCCAGGCGACAGCCUGGAAAACCGAGGCCGGCCUCAUGGAGAAUUUCGAGGAAGAUUCAAAACCCUCAAUGUACAUAUCCACACCUAACCCUUGUCGAACCCUCUCACCCGCAGCUGCUCGGCCCCCAUAUUUCCUCUAUGGGCAUGUGACCAGUCUCUCUCAUUCCUCGUGGGCCAAGAUCUCUCAGUUUCUGUACUCGGUCCAGCCCGAGUUUGCAAACACCGAGUUGCACUCGGCCCUUCGCCGACAGGAAGGCUACGUGCACAACCUCCCCACGGACGACCGGGCCCACAUUCUCCCCAGAGGCCCGCUCACCAUCCAGGAAGCUUCCCCCCAAGCCGGAAAAUGGUGGCCUGCAUGGGACACCCGGAAGCACCUGACCCAAAUCAGCUGUCAGACAGGCUCGACGGCCCACCUCAUCGACCGCCUCGCGCGGGCCCUGGAUGAGUCAGACGGGCCUCUAUCGCGUGACCUUGUCCAACAGCUCCAUUCCAGGAACCUUGUCUGGAUGGGCCGGAACCGGGUCGGCCCAGUGGAUCCCGAGCUGGUGGAGCGCGUGAUGGGCUACCCGCAGCACCACACCCGAGUUGCCGGGCUUGGCCCUGACGAGAGGAUCCGGUCGCUCGGGCUCGCGUUCCAGACAGACACACUGGGGUACCGCCUCUCGGUGCUGAGGCGGGUCUGCCCGGGAGGGGUGACCGUGCUGUCGUUUUUUACGGGGAUUGGUGGGCCUGAGGUGGCCCUGCACAGGCUCGGCAUUCGGAUGAAAGGGGUGGUGUCGGUGGAGGCAAGCGAGGUGAGGCGGAGGGUGGUGAGGAGGUGGUGGGAGAACAGCGGGCAGGGUGGGGAGCUCGUGCAGAUUGAUGACGUGAAGAAGGUGACGGGCGGGAGGCUGGAUGAGUUAUCGAGGAAGUUUGGGGGGUUUGAUUUGGUGGUGUGCCAGAACCCGAGUUCGGAGCCCGAUGGUGGGGUGUUGUCUGGCCUGGAUUUCUCCAUGUUUGUGGAGUUUGUGAGGGUUCUGCAGCGUGUGAGGUUGAGCAGAUGA
Striga hermonthica is the source of this 2280-nucleotide messenger RNA. Lineage: Eukaryota; Viridiplantae; Streptophyta; Magnoliopsida; Lamiales; Orobanchaceae. The record is from the annotation of a GenBank genome assembly.